Molecule: messenger RNA, 1119 nt
Organism: Trichomonas vaginalis G3
Lineage: Eukaryota; Parabasalia; Trichomonadida; Trichomonadidae
Product: BspA type Leucine rich repeat region (6 copies) family
Exons: 1
Coding region: 1-1119 (372 amino acids)
Source: RefSeq, a predicted model, not a curated record
AUGAAUGGAGAGUUACAAAGUAUAAAGUCUGGCGCAUUCUUUAUAACAAAACUUAAAAAUAUUUCCAUUCCAGACUCAGUUAGACAAAUUUCUGGAUUUUACGAUGACCAAGUUAUUGGAGGCCCUUUUGGUUUAUGUAUAUUUCUAACCAAUAUAUUUAUAUCAGAGAAUAGCGCUUUAACUAGAAUUGGUUAUGCAGUCAGUCAAAAGUCACCAGUAACAAAUAUUUUUAUUCCUAAAGAUUGCAGAAUCGAUGCAGGCGCUUUUAACUUAAUGGCAAAUCUCAGCGUUACAAUUGAUUCAAGAAACCAAUAUCAUAGAAUUUAUAACAAAUGCAUUUACAGCUAUGAUUAUAAUUCAUUUUAUUGGGCUUCAAGAUCAUAUACUGAUGAAUUCAAAUUUUAUCCAAACUGUUCCAUUAUAGCAUUUGAAGCUUUCAGAGGAUACUCAACAAAAUACGCAUUAGUUAUCCCUCCAAGUAUUAUAAAAAUUGAUGUUGGAAGCUUCCGUGAAUUCUAUUGCAAAUCUAUCAUUUUCCAGAAUUAUAUGAUUCAAACUCCAAAUUUCCAAAUAUUCGCUUACAAUUAUUCACCAAUUAUUAUGCCAUCAAUCCUAAAAGUUGUUCACUCUCGUGUAUUUGACUACUAUUUUGGAAAAUGCAUAGAAUUCUUUUCUGAUAUAGAAAGGAUUGAUAGCGAUAGUUUUACAAACUGCUCAGAAUUACAAGAGAUCAGAUUUCAUAAAUUAAAAAAUAAUUUGAUUAUCGAUUCGAAUUCUUUCAGGAAUUGUGCGAAUCUGAAAUAUUUGAUAUUCCCAAUCGAAAGUACUGAUAUCAUCACAUUCAAUUCAACAUGUCUAGACGAAUGUGAUUCAUUCAUUGGUGUUAAGUUCUACAUGACGAUUCCUCGAGACAUCAUGAAAUUUAAUGUUAGUACGAAAUCACUCGAUAUUGAUGUUAGCACAGCAAACAAGAACGGUGAUCCAAUCAAUUGCGGGAGAUUCCAAUUAAAGCAUCCAUUUGAUGAAAAAUGCAAAGUUCCAAUUCAUUCCUGCAAACGAUCUCCAUUAUCACUCAACAUACCAAAUAUCUUUGUCUUUAUAUGUAUUAUUAUUGAAUAA